AUGAGUGAGGAUAUCAAUAAUAAUAUAGAUAGUGAAGAUGAAAGUGAAAAUGAUAAUGAUUCAGAGGUAUCAGAGAAUGAUACAGACCAAAGUGACAUAUCAUCAUCUAAUAUAAACAAUGAAAAAAGAAAAUUAAAAAUAAAAUCAAUUCAUGGUGUUAAUCCAAGAAAUUUAAUUGAAAAAAUUACACGUAUAAAAAUUCAAAGUCAUCCUUAUUGGAAAGAAAAAUGUAUUGGUUUAAAUGAGGAAAGUUUAGUAGAUAGAGCUAUGGCAUUAGAAUCAUAUGGUGGUUGUUUUGGAGGUAACAAACAACCAACACAUUUUUUAUGUUUAUUAUUAAAGAUGUUACAAAUUCAACCAGAGAUGGAUAUAAUUAAAGAGUUUAUAGAGAAUGAAGAUUUUAAAUAUGUUAGAAUUUUAGGGGCAAUCUAUUUAAGAUUGGUUGGCAAACCAGUGGAUAUCUAUAAUCAAUUGGAUCCAUUAUAUAAAGAUUUUAGAGCAUUAAGAAGAAAAACUGAUAUGGGUUCAACAAAGGUUUUCGUCGAUCAAUUCAUUGAGGAGUUACUUACUACUAAUUACUCUUGUGAUAUUGCAUUACCUCAUAUACCUUCAAGAGCAAAUUUAAUUCAACAAUCUUUACUCAAAGAAAGAGAAUCACCUCUAUUGGCUUUGGGUUUAUUAGAUUUAAAACAAAUUGAAAAGGAGGAAUAUGAUAAAAUUUUAAAAUUAAAAUCAAAAUCGACAACAACAUCAUCGUCAUCAUCAUCCAUCACCACCACCACCACCACCACCACCAUUGAAAAUGAAAAUGAAAAUGAAAAACAUAAAGAAAAACAUAAAGAAAAACAUAAAGAAAAUGAAAACGAAAAUGAAAAUAAAAGAUAUAAAGAAAAAGAUAAUAAAGAUGGGGAAAAGGAAAGAUACAUAGAUAGAGAUAAGUACAGAGAUAGAGAUAGAGAUAGUUACAGAGAUAGAGAUAAUUACAAAUAUGAUGACAAUGAUAGAGAUAGAUCCACAAAAUAUCAUAAAGACUCCAAUCGAGAUAGGGAUAGAGAUAGAUAUAGAGACAUAGAUAGAGAACCUAAAAGGGAUGAAUACUACAGAAUGGAUAGAGAUGACCGAUAUAGAGAUAGCGAUAGCUAUAGGGAUAGGGAUAGGUAUAGAAACAGGGAUAGAGAAAGAGAUAGGGAAAGAGAAGGUGAAAGAGAUAGAAAUUAUAGAGAUGAAUAUGAUAGAUAUAAAAGUAAAGAUAGAUAUGAUAAUGAAGAUGAUUUCAACAAUAGAAAUAAAUCAAUUAGGGAUAGAAAUGGAUAUAAAAGAGAUUAUAGUGAUAUUUCUUCUCAAAAUGAUAAAAAACUAUCGUCACCAUCAACAUCAGACAAUGAAGAAGGAUCAAUUUCAACAAGUGUAAAAAAGAAAAAAGAUAUCUCAAAGUAUGAAAAACAACAAACUACAACAGCCAAUGAUAAUAAUGUACCCAAUGAAAAAACAGAAAUUGAACAAAUGAAUGAAUUAAGAGCAAAAUUAGGUUUAAAACCAUUGAAAUAA
Molecule: messenger RNA, 1548 nt
Organism: Dictyostelium discoideum AX4
Lineage: Eukaryota; Evosea; Eumycetozoa; Dictyosteliales; Dictyosteliaceae
Gene: prpf38a
Exons: 2
Coding region: 1-1548 (515 amino acids)
Biological process (GO): mRNA splicing, via spliceosome
Cellular component (GO): nucleus
Source: RefSeq, a predicted model, not a curated record